Messenger RNA from Bactrocera dorsalis (oriental fruit fly), 2761 nucleotides. RefSeq names its product facilitated trehalose transporter Tret1-2 homolog. Gene Ontology annotation, molecular function: transmembrane transporter activity. NCBI's taxonomy places the organism in Eukaryota, Metazoa, Arthropoda, Insecta, Diptera, Tephritidae. Bases 911 to 2566 code for a protein of 551 amino acids. The record is from RefSeq and is a predicted model, not a curated record. The transcript is spliced from 7 exons. Gene Ontology annotation, cellular component: membrane. Gene Ontology annotation, biological process: transmembrane transport.
GAGUUGGUGACAAGCAAAAGCAUCGCAUUGGGUCAGUUGGACACAGCGUGUAAAUAACAAGUGUCGACGGCGAUAAAGUUUUAGCGCAAACCAAAAUAACAGCAAAACACUUCGGCUAAAUUUGGUAGUGCGAGUCAGUUGGCCACACGGGCACUGCGCGUGCCGUUCAGUUACAGUUAUUGCGUCUCGCUACUUCCAUAUUGAUUAGAGAACGCUAAAUCACACAACAGCUCACCGAUUAGUAUCAAGUAUUAGCUGAUAGAACAACAACCGGGCGAAGCUUGCCUUUCUUCGCUGCUAAAUGAGAAUCAGUCACUCAGAACCACAGCUGGUAGCAGCGAGUUCGGACGCGCCGACGAAACACGUUCUCUCACAGGCGUGAAGAAUUGUGCAGAAGCUUUCAUACUUUAUCAAUCGUUAUUAAUCAGAAACAAUUACCUCGCCAAGUGUUGCUAAAAACUGCCGGAAAUUUUAUAGAAUUCUUUAGAUACGGUGUUGUGAAAUUGAAAAUACAAAAAAUUUAUAUAAAAUAUUAAUACAGUUUUGAAAUUAUUUUUCAAAUAAUACGCAUAAAUUUCUCAACGAAUGGAAGUGUCAAGUUUGGUCUGUUAAACAAUACUGACGACCGAUUCAAAGUACCAAAAAGGCAACUAAAGGACUCUUUUUUUAAAUCAAAUUAUAUAAUGUGCCUUUAAGUGAAACCAAAGCAAGACGCCUCUUGAUCACAGCGUGGACUAGGAUUAAUUGACUGCAGCGGAUUUGACACGAAAACAACAAAUAACAAAAACUCCUAAACAGCGAACACUCACAACAACUGAAUAAACAUUAUAUUAUAUUAAUCAAAUAUAAUUUAUUGAAGCCAAAUAAUUGAUAGUAUUAGUAGUAUUGUAAGCAGAACAAAACAUAGAAAAUGAAUUCUGAAUUAGCGAAGAUAGAGGGCAGCACGCUUGCGCUCUCACCACUCAUUACCAAAGCGCUGAAAAAGAAGCCGACGAAACCGCUGGGCGAACGCAAGAAAGCCGUGAGACGACAGGAACUGAUGGUGUUGCUUGGAAACACCUGUGUGGUGGCGUCUGGCAUGUCGGUAGCAUUACCCUCCGUUUCAUUGGGUCAACUAACAAGUAAAGAUGAUAUUUAUCAACUCAGCACCGAGGAAAGCAGUUGGUUUGCAUCCAUCAAUAGUAUGGCCUGUCCAUUUGGCGGUUUGAUUGUUGGUUAUCUGAUGGAUCACUUUGGCCGCAAGAAGACAAUGCUGCUUACCAAUGUAGUUGGUGUAAUCGGUUCGGCUUUGUUAGCGACGGCACCCUACCAAACUUCCAGAGAUGCUCUCUUCAUACAAAUGUUGAUUGGUCGUUUUGUGUCAGGUCUUAUGAUGGGCGCAGCGCUGUCGCCCAUUGGCUCUUAUGCGGCGGAAAUCAGUUUGCCGCUCAUGCGUGGUCGUCUGAUUUUAGGCUCGUCCAUUGCCAUAGCCACGGGCAUAUUGCUGAUGUAUGUGCUGGGUUUUCUGAUACGUGACCAAUUUCAACUGGUUUGCCUCAUUUCCGCGAUUUAUCAAUUCAUUGCCUUUUGCUGUGUUUUACCAAUGCCGGAAUCGCCCAGCUGGUUGAUGCAGAAAGGUCUUGUGGAGAAGGCACGUAAAUCGCUGAAGUAUUUCCGUGGACUCUCUGAGAAUGACAAAACUACAUAUGACGAGUUCGAGAAGGAAUUGGCAAUGAUUAAAAAGAAUUCCGAUCAGAGCCGAGAAGCUGCCGAAAGCGAAUCACUCUUACAGGCCAUACGCUCACCCGAGGUGCAUAAACCACUCAUCAUGAUGAUGGGUUUCUUCUUCUUCCAACAGUUCUCGGGCAUUGUUAUUGUAAUUGUAUUCGCUGCACAAGUUGCCACCAGCGCCGGUGUCUCCGCAGAUCCUAUGCUCGUAGCCAUCUUCGUCGGUGUGGCACGCAUCACCACCACCUUUUUCAUGGGCACGAUUUUCGAGCGUUGGGGUCGUCGACCAGCCGGUAUGCUCUCAGCGACCGGCAUGACAGUCACCAUGUUUCUGCUGGCGGCUAACGGCUGGUGGCCAGUCAUCGGCGAAUACUUGCCACUGUUGCCAAUUAUUUGCAUUGUGCUGCACAUCGUAUUCUCCGUUUUGGGAAUGCUGACACUGCCAUUCUUGAUGAUCUCCGAGGUGUUUCCACAGCGUGUGCGUGGCAGCGCCAACGGUUUCACGCUGUUCGUGGGACUCGCAUUCUCAUUCUCCGUUGUGAAAGUGUAUCCCAGCGUGGAGGCGCUGAUAGGUACACCGAAUAGCUUUGCCGGCUUCGCUCUCAUUUCACUGCUCGGAUUGGUGUUCAUCAUUUUCUUCGUGCCUGAGACGAAAGGCCGUACAUUGUUGGAAAUUGAGAACUACUUCCGCACCGGACGACGUGUAACGAAUGCGCAAGUGGCGCGCCGCGAUUCACAGAUCGCAAUGGAGGUCGCCGCGGGCGUCUAUAGUUCACAGUAUGAGCUGGAUGAAGUCAUCAAGCGUCUGAGUAAACUGCACGAAGACUGUGAGGCAAAUGAAAACGAUGAUUUGGCGUAAAAUAUUUUAGUGUUAUGUAAUGUAUUGUAGGAACAUAUUUAUGAAUUUUUUGGUUGUAGAGAAUAAGUGUACUUAAAGUUAACAUUAAAUAAAUUAUUUGUACUGUGAUGCUUGCUCGAGCUUCCGAUUAAAUUUUUUAAGACAUAAAAUACAAGUUUACUGAAAAAUUAAUAAAACAAGAAUUUAAAAGACUAA